This is a messenger RNA of Diaporthe amygdali, 441 nucleotides long. RefSeq lists its product as uncharacterized. The coding region runs from base 1 to 441 and encodes 146 amino acids. NCBI's taxonomy places the organism in Eukaryota, Fungi, Ascomycota, Sordariomycetes, Diaporthales, Diaporthaceae. The record is from RefSeq and is a predicted model, not a curated record. The transcript has 2 exons.
AUGACCUGCCCUUCAGCGAACCUCAGGGCAGCCAUUCUAUCGUCCGAUCAUGACGACCGAGCAUCUUUUCUAGCACCAUCAUCCUCAUCUAAUAGUGAUAAGGACACCGCAGUGGCCAAAUCCAGCUCGACUGGUUUGUCAUCCGGGGCCAUCGCUGGCCUUGUGGUCACCAUAAUUGUCCUGGUUCGCCCUUGCCCCCUUAUCAACGACUUCAGCUUGGCCAUCAGCAUAGCCCAAAUGGCCAAUGGCAUGCAGCACAGACUACGCAGCCACCGGCGCCCACAUUUCAAUACCCGCGGGACGGUUCCGGAACCUGGCCGUUCCAAAGCACAAUGUAUCAGGCGCAUCCCAGCCCGCCGCCUAAGCUCCCCCGGCAGCAUGCCUGGCCAAGCCGUCAGUCAGUCCAUGAGCUCCUGGCUGAAGUUCAGCGAUCAAAAUUAG